AUGUUCUGCAGGUGCGGCUGGCGCCGCAAUGUUGCCGAGGUGGCGGCUGCUCUCAAAGCAGGGAAGCACGCAGAGACACUCUUGGAGCUGAACGAAAAAAAGCGUUUACGGAAACGCGUCAAAGACUUGGAUUAUUGCCGUGCCUUGUGCUUCUUGGUGGGAAAAGAUGAUAUGUUGCACGCUCGACAGGCUCUACUAGAAGAGCUGCGCCAAUUUCCUGAGAAUACUGCGGCGCGUAUGCUACUGUAUGAUGUCAAUGCUAGGGUGCGUUCAUCCCUACUCCCACCUGCGGAAGUUAUAAAACGUGAACCCCUCUUUGGUUUACUCUGUGAUGCUCUCCUGGACCACACCAUGCUCACAUGGACACGGCUGUAUGGGUUGUAUCUUUCGACAAAAGAGUUAUGCUGCAGAAAUCAGGGAGGUGUUCUGAUGGAGUGCGGCGUCGCUGGUGGGGGCUCAGCGGUGCUACUCGCAGUAGUGGCGGCACACUACAGUAGACAUCCACGAAAGGUGUACGCCUUAGAUACCUUUGACGGUAUGCCCGAGCCUACUGCGUCUGACGUUUUGAAAGGCGUCUGCACCUCCGCGGAAGCAACUUCAUGGGGGAGUGGAACGUGCAGCGCCCUCCAGGAAAAUGUUCGACGACUCGCCAAAAACUUUGAUGUUGAGGAGCAUUUGGUGAUUUUCCCAGGUAUGUUUCAGGAAACUAUUCCGCAGGUUCUCAAGGAGAUUCGUACCGAGGGCAUCGUCAUGAUGCAUGUGGAUGCAGAUUGGUAUGAAUCGACAAGGUGUGCCCUAGAACUUUUGUGGCCGUUUGUGGUGAAGGGAGGCGUGGUGCAGGUGGAUGACUACAACUACUGGGACGGGUGUCGAAAAGCUGUGGAUGAGUUUAUUCAAUCCCAGUCGAUGAACAGUUCACACACGUUGCUGCAGCUUCAACCAGUUGACGUUAAUGCGGUGUACUUCACAAAACCGUAA
Trypanosoma rangeli is the source of this 978-nucleotide messenger RNA. RefSeq names its product macrocin-O-methyltransferase domain-containing protein. NCBI's taxonomy places the organism in Eukaryota, Euglenozoa, Kinetoplastea, Trypanosomatida, Trypanosomatidae. The coding region runs from base 1 to 978 and encodes 325 amino acids. The record is from RefSeq and is a predicted model, not a curated record. The transcript has a single exon.